This is a messenger RNA of Penaeus vannamei (Pacific white shrimp), 1186 nucleotides long. Lineage: Eukaryota; Metazoa; Arthropoda; Malacostraca; Decapoda; Penaeidae. The record is from RefSeq and is a predicted model, not a curated record.
AUGUUAAUUAUAGCCAAGACCCACAGGUACUCAUUCUCGAUACCUCCACCAAUCGCCUUAUUCGGGCUUCAUCCCCCAGACCCAAAGCCAAGCGAUAAAGCCCCAAGGAGAGGCGUGGUCCCUGGUAACGGUAAGCCUCCUAAUAGCAGCUCUUCACCCCCCAAGGUCCUGCCAAAGCCUCCUGAAGCUCCUCCACGAGCCUCCUUCCUCAGGCUAUCAAGAAUUCCCGUUUUCUAUGAGCCUGCCAACCCCAAAACAGAGGAAGUGCGCAGAGCGUCACGUGCGCCGAAUAUCUCUUCUCUUCAGACAAAUGAAUAUCCGAAUGAAUAUUCAAAUAUGGUGUUCGUCGUGCUUUCUCUCGCGGCCGCCGUCCUCGCUCGGCCCGAGGCUGGGUAUCCUGCCCAGGAGGAACCAGCCAAGUACUCGUUCGAGUACGAGGUGAAGGACGAGCCAUCCGGCAACGACUUCGGCCACCAGGAGGCUCGAGACGGCGCCCACACUCAGGGCGACUACUUCGUCAGGCUCCCCGACGGCCGCCUGCAGCAGGUCGCCUACACCGUCGACGGCGACUCCGGCUUCGAGGCCGAGGUCAGCUACGAGGGCGAGGCCAAGCAUCCCCAACACCCGCCAACAGGAUAUGCCUAAAUACUUCUCGAUUGAAUUGAUUGAAACGAUUGUAUUUUGUAAUAAUUAAUCGAUAAAGGUGAACCAUCGGCAUGAUUAUCGGCCCUACAUAUCAGCACAUGAAAUCGUCAAAUGAGGGUCAUAUUAGCUGACCUUUCACUGCCAUGUGUGGAUACUUCCUGCUUCUCCAAGGUGAUCCUCAACUGCUCAGUGAAAUAAGUGACCAAGUGUAGGACGACAUAACCUCUUCCGUGUUGGCAAAAAUAGAAAAGAAAUACACUGUACACAAAUUAGGUUUAUGCAAGAUGACAAAGCAGUUUUAAAACCCUCGUGGAUUUCGUCUUCAGACCUGGAUACACAACCCCCAAGGAUUUCGAAAAGCCUGUGUCACCUUUCAGUGCACUUGCUUUGUAUAUCUUCCGUCUCUAUCUGUCUAAUAGGAUUGUAUGUCCGUUUUACGAAGGUCUUUUUCCGGUCGUUCCCGUUACUACUUUUCUCGCACAGACAGACUAUUAAACCUCACAUUCGCUGCAGACGAGGUUGUUUAGACUAAAAUCGUUGA